Thlaspi arvense is the source of this 1164-nucleotide messenger RNA. The record is from the annotation of a GenBank genome assembly. NCBI's taxonomy places the organism in Eukaryota, Viridiplantae, Streptophyta, Magnoliopsida, Brassicales, Brassicaceae.
AUGUCCCAGCUUGUUAUCAGCCGACUAUUCAAGCCCUCUGGCUUCAACCGGAUCUUGAAGUCAUCUGUCUGCAAAGAUGUCAUCAGACAUAACAAGAAGGUUCGGAUGUUCUCCUCUAAGCCAAUAUACUCGUACAUGUUGAUCGACCAUCUCCUUAACGCCACACACUGUUCCAAUGAUCAAGCAUACUACGAUGCUAAAUAUAAAAAGGAACUCGUGAUUAAGGACAAGGGACUUGCAGAUGAAGUCCGAGAGGCGAUGACUGUUGGAUUUUCACGUAAAGAUGAAUGGGAAGCUAGCUUGGAGAAAUCGGAGGAUAAUUCCACAAGUCUCGUGCUGGUCAACAACACCAUGAAACAUCAUCUACCUCCACUGCCUAGUACUUCCCUGAUUCACAACGUGGCCAUUUCCAACUCUCCCGACAUAGAGAAGGAAGAUUUGGUCGUGGCGGUCAAAUUCUUGGGAUCUCAAGUGAGUCUGUGCAAGCCCUUCAGCAACUCUGACUCUGGAUGGACCAACAUCAAUGCCUCUGGCUCUGUACACCCUUUCUCGAGUCUUCUAUAUUCAAAGAAGAACAAGAAGUUUCUCACUGUCAGUGCUUCUGGGAAUUACUUGUGGUCCGUGGAUCUCCAUUUUAAGGAAGAGGAGGAUGAGGAUGAGGAUGAGGAGGAGGAGAAGUGUGUCCGCCCCGAGUUCGCCGUGUUGUUAGAUAUGAAUGACUCUCUCGAGAAGCUGUGGCGCUUUAGAUUGGAAAGCUUAAUCUGGUGUUCCAGAACGGACCACCUGGUGGAGUCACCCUCCGGUGAACAUUUCCUCGUCAAGUGGUUCAGAGAGGACUUGAUGGGCAAGAAACACAAGGAGGUGAAAAUAAUGACCCAGCAAACAGAAGCGUUCUUGGUGUUUAGAGUGGAUACAGUUUGCAGUGACUUGAUUUACACACAAGAUAUUGGAGAUCUUUGUAUAUUUCUUGGACAUAGUGAAGCGUUCUGUGUCCCGGCGAGCUCGUCCCCUGGACUCAGGCCUAACUCCAUCUAUUAUGUGGGCUCUACCUUUGGUGUUCACGAUAUCGCAAACUUUCGUACCACUACCUUCUUCACAGAAGAUAAAGUUAUGUUAAGGUCCACUGAGUUCCCUUACUGGCCUACUCCUUUCUCUUGCUGUUGA